AGAAAUUGGGUAAGACAAGGGGUCCUGCUGCUGGGAGGGGAUGGCUGUCAGUUCUGGGGAUAAAGGUCACGCGUCCUCCUUUUGAUGGGAUGGUUUGUGUGGUUUAACUGGAUCUGUUUACUAUAAAACACUUAAAUCCAACACAGACUGGUCAGACAACGGGAACAAUGGAUGCAUUCCCAUUUUGAGUCUGUUGGUAUUUUUCUGAAAGCUCUAUGAUCAGAGUGGAUUUCUUACCAGAAACAUGUAUUCUGAUGUAUUUUUCUCCAAGUCUUGAGAUUACCCCUUUUCAAUUGGACAUGUUUUAAGUGUUCAUCUAUCCUCUAUUUGUGAGUGCUUUUAUAGGUUUGAAAACAUUAUCCGACUUGCCUGAUCCCUAAGUGAGCAUCAGUUGCACAUCUCUGCCCGUAAUAGAAACAGAUCGUUUUCUUCCACUGACACAGCCGCCUCAGGGACACGGCUCCGUCCUGUUCACGUUAUUUCUUCAUCCAUUUGUUAAGGACUUUCUGGACUUUGGACAACAGUUUAAGGCACCCGGUCAUCUGAAAUGCUUCCUCUGAUCCUUUUCUUGCUUGUUUUUCACACUGCGCUUUUUGUGGCAGCGCAAACUGUCGGAGACCUCCAGAGCUUCACCUCCCAUGGAGGGGGCACAGCUUUCCACCCACCAGACCCAUGUAUGGUUGUGUUUCCACCAUGUAUGAACGAGGCUGAUCGCUACAGCCUGGAGGCUCUGAGGAACAUCCACCAGAUGAUGGACGAUGACCAAGACGGCGGUAUUGAGGUGGAGGAGAGCAUGGAGUUUAUCAUCGAAGACAUGAAGCAGCAGCAGCAGACCCAAAAGCACAGCAAACUGCACAGAGAAGACCAGCACAUCACAGUGGAGGAGCUCUGGAGGGGCUGGAAGUCAUCUGAAGUACAUAACUGGACUCAAGAUGAGGUCCUACAGUGGUUGAAAGAGUUUGUAGAGCUGCCGCAGUAUGAAAGGAAUUUUAAAGACUUUAAGGCCAAUGGAAACACCCUCCCUAGGAUUGCAGCAAAUGAGCCUUCCUUCCUGAGUGGCCAGUUGAAAAUUCUGGACCAGAGAGACAAACAGAAGCUCAAUAUCAAAGCCCUGGAUGUGGUGCUGUUUGGAGCACCUACACGCCCCCCUCAUAACUACAUGAAAGACUUUCUGCUCAUUGUCUCCGUGGUGAUGGGCGUCGGAGGCUGUUGGUUUGCUCAGGCCCAGAGCAAAGCCAGCAAGGUCCACAUUGCCAAAAUGAUGAAAGAUUUAGAAAGUCUGCAGAGAGCUGAACAGAGCCUCACGGACCUGCAGGAGCAACUGGAGCUAGCCCAGGAGGAGAAACGUAAUGUGGCAGAGGAAAAGCAGAACCUGGAGGAGAAGAUGAGGGAUGAGAUCAUGGGGGCGCAGGAGGAAGCCCAUCGCCUUCAUGAGCUGAGGCAGGGAGCGGUCAGUGAGCUCAGUCGUCUUCGAUAUGCAGAGGAGGAGCUGGAGCAGGUCCGUGGAGCACUGAAGCAGGCAGAGAAGGAGAUGCUGGCCAGCUGGACAGUUUCAGGUGCUCUUCAACAGUGGCUCCAGCUGACACACGAGAUUGAGGUUCAGUACUACAACGUUAAAAAGCAUGGUGCAGAACUACAGCUUAACAUUGCCAAGGAAGAGGCAGAAAAGAUUAAGAAGAAGAGGAGUUCAGUGCUGGGAACUCUUCAUGUGGCACACAGCUCAUCUCUAGACCAGGUUGACCACAAGAUCAUGGAGGCAAAGAAUGCAUUGUCAGAGGUAACAGCUUGUCUGCGAGAGCGCCUUCAUCGCUGGCAGCAGAUUGAACUGCUCUGUGGCUUCCCGCUUCUGAGGAAUCCUGGACUAGUGAACCUCACCGCUCAACUCUACUCUGAGUCUAUGGGUCUGGGGUUGUCCCGAGCGCCCCAGUCAUCCCGCUCGUGUCACAGCUCCAUUCAUGGAUCUGUAGAAGAUCUUCUAGAUGAGCCCACUUCUCCGAUUUUACCACAGAUGUCAGUUCCACCCCUGAAGCGCUCUCCACGAUUGCGAGGUUCCACCAUACGUAGAGUAUGUCAUCCUGGGGUCGUCCCUCAGCCACCGGCUGCCCUGAUUUCCCCUGACCCUGACCUUCUGAUCCCCAUUCGAGCCCCCUAUCCUCGCUAUGAUGAAGGAGAGGAACUGGUCCUUACAGCUCUUAAAAAACAAGAUUCCCAAGAGAAGUUUUUGGACUCGGAUUAUGUUACACCUGUUUCUCUCAGCAAAGUGUUUCAUACUUCUACAGCUGAUCAUUCUUCUAGAAGAUUCUAUCUUGAUGAAUCAGAGCCCUUCUCAGACUGUUUCGUUACAAAGCAUCUGAGUGAAAAAAUAGAAGCAGUUGCAGAAUCUCCACUUCACAAACGUCACAUAGAGGAGCAUGAAACUUCUUCAGAUCUGGAUGUUUGUCGCAGAAAAAUUACAAAAGAGAGAAUAUUAGAUCCUUCUUUGGAAACUUCUUCGCUGAAGAGCUUUGGUGAGGAGUCCUUUGUAAACAUGGUACCACAGAAGAUAUCAAAGAAUGCAAGUGAGUCUCCAAUGGAAGUUUCAUGUGGAAAAGGAUUUUCUGAUGAGCUAGAAAAAGAGUUUUCACUCCCCAAAAUGGAAAAAGAUGCAGGAGUGGAUUUGAGGGAUCUUACUUUAAGGAAUGUCCACAGAGAAAAAUGCAAUUUACCACAGGACAUGAGAACAAUUCUUAGAAAUGAAUUAGAAGCAUCAAUAAAUGGCAGCAGGAAGAUUUCAAGAGAUAUGAUGGGGUCAUCCAUGGACAGUGUUUCCAAAAAGAUGACAAGAGAUGAUGCUGAACUUUUGCGUGAAUCCAGAAGAAUAGUGAGAAAGAAUUCAAUGGGAACAUUUCAAGACACAAGUUCUUUGAAGCAUCCGCUGAAUACUGGUGAAAGUCAUCAUGAAGCAUCUAUGAGAGCAUUAGCAAAAGACCAACCAGUUGACACUGCAAUAAUACCACAACAGAAGAUAUCUAGAGAUGAGCUGGAAUAUUGUACAGACUCUGCUUCCAGUAAGAUGCUACCCAGAGAGAUGCUAGAUGAACAUAUGGAUAUUUCAUCCUCCACAGAUAUGCAAGAUUUUAGUCUGGAGCCGCCAACAAGCCGAGGGUUACCGAGAAAUGAAAAUGAUGGGUCUGUGGGUUCUCUUAGAAGGAGAAUACCAAAGAUUCCCAGAGAUGACAUCCGCAGUUCAUCAGAUCCUUUCCUAGGAAAAAUGUACAGGGACAGAGUUGACGUCCCAAUGGAAGCACCCAAACAAGUAAUACUCAGGGAUGAGUUGGGAGCAAAUCAAGUUGAAUCAAGUUCUUUACCAUCUUGCUUCAUACAGCCAGACCUCAUGUUAACCUCCCAGGUGCCAUGGAAGUCUUCAUCUGAUCUUCAUACCGUUGGCCCUCUUAGCCAGCUUGUGUAUGAUGGAAUCCUAGAGAAGUCAUGCAGCCCUACGGCAUCCAUCCCAACCAACUUAUCGGCCUCCACGCCAAAUUUGCCUCAGAGCAGGCUGCACCCUGAAUUUGAAUCACCUGUGCCACCACUGAAGGAUGUGUUACCACCACUUGCACCACCCCCUGAAAGUGGAGAUGAUAAAAACAAAGACAGGGAUAAAAGCAAAAAAACAUUAAAGCUCAAAAAUCUUUUUAAAAAGAAAAAUGAGCCUCCUCCAGAGAAGCUUCAAAGUGGUCUUCAGAAACUCUGAGCUUAUGGAAUCAGAAACUGGAGCUUGGGAACUCCUUUACCUGUACUUACCUUUUGAUUUGGCUGGUUGUUCAGCUUAGGCCAUAAGAGCUGAGGAGGAACGCUUUAAGCCUGGUUUAUGCUUCUCCGUCAGCUCUGCAAGGGACAGACACGCACGGAUUGACAGAAGCGUUUUGCUCUCAUACUUCUCCGUCUCCUGGAGAGUGUUGCAAAGCAAUUGCCCGGCAGGACAACAGAGGGCGUAGCGCUGUUCUGUGGUAUCCUGUCAUGUACCGGUCCAAGAUCAUGUGUUUAUAUUGUGUUUUUUGUGUAUAUAUGAGACUUUUAACAUGGACAUAUUUGUCUCUCAUUCUCCCACCGCUUCAUGCGCUCCCCACCUCUAAACCCAUGUUUCCUGUCAUUUCCGUCCACAAAUAAAACGCUUGCUGCGCAUCUUUUCACUCCUCCAGUCACGGGAGAAUUAAAUGUUCAUAUUUUUAGAGUUUUUUCGCGAGGUAUUCUUCAAGCUUCUCCGUGUCUGCUGCUAGUUAUCCUCGGCUCUCUUUGCAAUGGCGGUGCUGUAAACAACAGCAGCGUCCUGACCAAUCACAAGCUUGCGUAAUCUGUCUCGUUCGACGGAUGUUUUAAAAAGUGGGCUCGACUCCGUACGUACUUGCGUGCCUGCCGGAGCCCUACGCAAGGACGGAUAAUGUCAUUGCGUGUCUCCGCACUGACGCAGACGGAGAAGCAUAAAUCAGGCUUUAGCUGCUUGCUAGGAUUUGAUGAACUAGUGAAUUAGUUUGACAAGUUUGGCUUGAAGACCACAUCCUCAAUUCCUCAGAGAACAAGGACUGGUGCUGAUGUGCAGUUGUACUCCUAAGAAAUUGUAUGAAUUUAGAAACGCGAUGUAAUGCAGUGGUUAAACAGAGUUAUGAUCUUAGUAAAACAGCACCUUAUUGAAAACAUGCUUCAUUUAAAGGUUGAAUAUGGAACACAGGCACUAUAGCGACAUCUAGUGUUUAGAGGUGGUAGUGAAACAAAAGAACACAUUUUCCAGCCGUCGGGUGUUGGUUCACUGCUGAUACAUGAACCGACCAGCCAGCACCAUGUCCAGAUCGUACCAAUAUCAUCCAGCCAGCCGCUAAAAGGGGCAUUUCGGUGUGUAAACGGGAAUGCCCCCUUAUUCUUAUUCACUCUUGAAAAGUUACUUCACCUCCGAUAUUUCAAAAUAAGAUAUUUUCUCUGCUCAUUUAUCUAUUAUUUGUCUUUUUUAUCCAGUUAUUGAUCAUCUGUGCUCACCCCGCCCUUUUAUUUUGUGUUGUUGGUUUUACGUGAGAGUGCUCCACGCUCUCUGAACCUGAACCUGCUUUUAAGUCCCGCCUCCUGCUUUAUCCACAGUUUAUACAAAUAUUAAACUCAAAAUGGGAGGCAAGGAAUUAACUUGAAUUGGGAGACUGUCAAUAAGGCAGGACACAGACUUUUCUUCUCUUCGACUGUCUCAUGAGAAGCGCACCUGAAGCACCACAGCUAGACAGGAAGAAGCCAGUGGCUUUCAAAAUAAAGUAAAAUUUAAACAUUUCAUGAUAUUUAAAUUCAUUUCAAACUAUGAUUAUGGUUAGUAUACGUGUGCAAAUGUAGGCUAUAAAUCUCAUGCUUUACAUUGUUUUACCAUAGUGUAACGGGUUACGAUUUGUUAGCGUUGGCCUUUUAUGUUGAAGGGGUGUUCUUGGCCGGUUGUGUGGAGAGUUCCAAUUUGGCUGUUUAGAAAGCGAAAAUGAGCUAGUAUGAAUGGAGAUUAUAAACGUUUUUCCUGGAGUUAAACCGUGGGUUGCAGCAAACAGUAACCCAGAAUAAAGACCCAACACAAGUUGGAGUCAUUAAAAUAUCCUUAAAAAAACAAAAAAAUGUAUCUUAUUUGUGUGGCGGUGUGACACGAAGUGUAGACUUUUAUUUAGACAAAUGUCUAGCAGGGAAAAUUACACAUUUUGAUGCCCAUUCUGAUUGGUUGGUGAGAAGCUACAGUAACCCCCACUAGGCAUUUUUGUAGCCCAAGCAGAAACACCCUGCGGCUGGCUGGAUCCUGCUCAGUCGUGCAGGAUAAGGACUAAUUUCCAGUAAUAACUUUAUUUUAACAGUUUUUACUGUGAAGAACGUCUUCAGGGCUCAGAAUCAGCUGCUUGACUUAACGAGUUUGCCGUUAUACACAGUCCCAGCCUCGUCCUGCCAAGCUGACUUUUUACGGCACAGGUGCCCCCCACUAGCAGGGAAACAUAAACCCAGUGUCUUGCCCGUCAAAAUAAAAAGUUGAUUAGUUUUAAAAAAAUAUAUAGCUUUUAUAGAAGAA
Messenger RNA from Nothobranchius furzeri (turquoise killifish), 6052 nucleotides. Its product is annotated as stromal interaction molecule 2. NCBI's taxonomy places the organism in Eukaryota, Metazoa, Chordata, Actinopteri, Cyprinodontiformes, Nothobranchiidae. Gene Ontology annotation, cellular component: plasma membrane; endoplasmic reticulum. Gene Ontology annotation, molecular function: protein binding; calcium channel regulator activity; calcium ion binding. Gene Ontology annotation, biological process: store-operated calcium entry; activation of store-operated calcium channel activity; intracellular calcium ion homeostasis. The record is from RefSeq and is a predicted model, not a curated record.